Messenger RNA from Nasonia vitripennis (jewel wasp), 2506 nucleotides. It is a transcript of the gene Rab7, whose product is annotated as ras-related protein Rab-7a. Gene Ontology annotation, cellular component: late endosome; phagocytic vesicle; lysosome. NCBI's taxonomy places the organism in Eukaryota, Metazoa, Arthropoda, Insecta, Hymenoptera, Pteromalidae. The transcript has 6 exons. The record is from RefSeq and is a predicted model, not a curated record. Gene Ontology annotation, biological process: phagosome-lysosome fusion; endosome to lysosome transport. Gene Ontology annotation, molecular function: GTP binding; GTPase activity. Bases 505 to 1128 code for a protein of 207 amino acids.
GGGGAGAGAGAGGGCGAGAAAUCAGUAUAGACGCAGUAGACAGCACACACAGAGGUAUUAUAUAUAGCUCUCGCUCGCGCACACGUCUGUGUGUCUGGAUUAUAUGCGUCGUCGCUACUGAUGGUGUCUGGUAUACGCUGGUAGUCCAAGCUCGAGCUUGAUUGUGAGCGCGCUCGUCAGCUUGGUGUGGUACAAAACACGCCAUUUUCUUUGUGUGCAGACACAACUCUCUUCGGAGCACACAGUAUAUACCAGGAGUACAAGCAUCGGACAGUAGCAGCUCGACAUCCUCAGCUCGUGGAAUAAUCAAGCUGCCAGCUCCGAUCUGCCUGUCGUCGUCGCUCAUCCGCCCCGUCAACAUCCUCAAAUGAAGUGACAACCUUGUUGAGUCAAAACUAUGAAUUGCUGACUGUCAAUCCUUUCCCAGUUUUGCAAGGAUCACACAUUUUCAUUCCAUAUCAACUCUAAUCGAGUUACGCACGCUCUACUUAAGCUCGGGCAACAAUGGCAUCCCGCAAGAAAGUUUUGCUCAAAGUUAUUAUUCUUGGUGACUCUGGAGUCGGGAAAACAUCUCUGAUGAAUCAAUAUGUAAACAAGAAAUUUAGUAAUCAGUACAAGGCCACGAUUGGAGCUGACUUUUUAACCAAGGAAGUCAUGGUGGAUGAUAGGAUAGUGACUAUGCAAAUCUGGGAUACUGCUGGUCAAGAGAGAUUCCAAUCUCUUGGAGUUGCUUUCUAUAGAGGUGCAGACUGCUGUGUUCUAGUAUUUGAUGUAGCUGCACCAAGUACUUUCAAAUCUUUGGAUUCUUGGAGAGAUGAAUUUUUAAUUCAGGCAUCUCCCCGAGACCCUGACAAUUUCCCUUUUGUUGUCUUGGGAAACAAAGUUGAUUUGGAAAACAGAGCGGUGUCGAGCAAGAGAGCUCAACAGUGGUGUCAGUCCAAAAACAAUAUUCCAUACUUUGAGACCAGUGCAAAAGAGGCAAUCAAUGUAGAACAAGCUUUUCAAACGAUAGCUAAAAACGCGCUAGCCCAAGAAAAUGAGGUUGAACUGUAUAAUGAGUUCCCAGACCAGAUCAAACUUACCAGUGAUCAAAGAAACAACGGAAAAGGUGAUUCUUGUGCUUGCUAGGUACCAAAUCGGAAAGAAUUUUGGGUAAAUACAUGAAACUGCAGAUAAGAUUAUACAUUUUGUAAGAAUCUCUGUGUUAACAUGGCGGAAAAAAGUGCAAGCUGGUCAAGUCUGAAGCAUUUACCUUACUAUUUUCAACCGAGUGUUAAAUAAUAAUCAUAUACUCUAUUAUUUGUGCUUUGAUUUUUUAUAUAUGUUAUAACGUAAUAGGAGGUCGUACUGGUUUAAAAAAGUAUUUUUUCAUACUGGGAGUUGUGGGUUAUCUUCAAAAAUUGCCAUGUCAAGCAAAGUACAAGGAUGUAAAUCUAUGUAUAAAUAUACUCCCACUAAAAAAAGGAUUAUCAAACAUAUAUAUCACCGUAUGCUCUCUUUGUUUGAAAUUUUUAGUGCGUCUAAAUUAUUAAAUAAACAGAAACUAGAUUUCUUUAAAAUGAGUUGCGAAUUUUUACUGUAUUUUAAAGAAAACCUACGUCAAUUGAGUUUUUUAACAGUAAGGUACAAUCAGUCUUGCCCUUGCGUAAAUCAUUGUCGUUGCCGCUAUAUACAUAAGGGACAUGCGGUCAAGUGAGAUUUUUAUUGCGUAAUUUGCAAAAUAUGUAAGGAUCCAAGGUAUAAACAACUUCUAUGCAUGCUGCUGGCAAUUCGUAACUACGUAUAAAAGUGUUUUAUAGAGCAAUGCUCAUAGUAUAUGCUGUAUUAUAAUUAAUUGCAGAAAGCUGAUUUCAAUAUUAAUGUAUAAUUCUAUUCUAUUAUUAUAUAUAUUAUUAUUUUACUGGUAAUACAAAUGGAAGUUGUCAUAAAUUCAAACCUACAGUUAUGUAAUUAUUGUUAUGAUUGAAGUUUUCAAUCGUGCGCUACUUGACCGAUAUGCGUAUUUUUAUUAAUUUAUUGAUGUAAAAGAAGAUGUACUACAAUAUUUUGUUAUACACAAGUAAAUUAUCGACGGUCAUUCGCAAAAACAAAAUGCUACACAAGUAAAAUCGUAGAAAAUUAUUUGAGACACAGUUGUAAUGGUUAGACUGUAAAUUCGUUAUAGGAAAAAUGAAAAGAAGUCUGAACGGAAAAACUCGUUAAAAAAAGGUGUAUAGAUCAUUAUCAUUAGAAUAACAUUAUUUUACAGAAUUAGUUUGCCUAUUGCUGUAAAAUAAGUUAUAUCUUUCCAUCAAACAAAAAUGCUAUUGUUGAGGAUUCCAAAAAUUAUUUCAAUGUUUAAUUUAUAUAAAAAAAAAAUCCUUCGAGAUCCAGGUUUGCUGGUAAUUGUAAAACUGUUGCUCUUAGAGGUUCGGCACGAUACCGUUUGAUUAGAUCCUUAUAGAGCGGUUGCAGUAUAUCGUUUCUAAAAAUAUUUUAUUGAUAAAUAAAUAUAAAAUUAAAAUGA